This is a messenger RNA of Colletotrichum lupini, 2970 nucleotides long. RefSeq lists its product as uncharacterized. The coding region runs from base 1 to 2970 and encodes 989 amino acids. The transcript has 4 exons. Gene Ontology annotation, molecular function: ATP binding; ATP hydrolysis activity. The record is from RefSeq and is a predicted model, not a curated record. Lineage: Eukaryota; Fungi; Ascomycota; Sordariomycetes; Glomerellales; Glomerellaceae.
AUGGCAACGGACAACGUCCAUCACCGAAUGGCGACAAACCCACAACCUCAAAAGUCCGUUUUACAUCCCAGACUUAAUCAGCAGCAACAUAUAGAGAACGUCAAACAUCAGCCCACAGUGACAAGUGCAUCUUCGAUAGUCUCGACCCAGAAACUACAAGAACACUAUAUUAAUGCACAAGAUGCAAUGCGAGGCCAAUACGAUCCAGCUCAUGCUGGGAAUGAUACUUCGGAUGGAACUAUGCCUUCAGAUACCCAAGUUAACGACCGGACAUCUCGAGAGACAACUCAGACACAUUAUACAAUAUCGGAAGACGAAAUAGGCAAAGGAUUACACAACAAAUUUGCUGCACUAGCACCCAAAACAGGUGCACCUCGACGCAUCGAGCCUUCGAGUCGUUUGGAUACCGCGCAACCCGUUCCAACCGCAUCAAUAGCGCUAUUUGAUAACGAACAUCAGUCCUCAAAUUUACGCCUGAGGGUAUCUGCAGCGCCAGGGCCCAGGUUGCCCAUCGUCACUUUAGCAUCACAACAGACAUUUCGCAGCCACAGCCCAUUGCCAACAGUUCCAAGACAGAAGCAGCCCGAAAGAGCUCGCUUUGAAACAACUCAGGGGACGCAAAAAAUGGAACAGAGCCAUGUCUAUCGUUACAGCCAUGCAGACGUUUCUGAGACUUCAGUUAAUGCCGGUGAAGCUUGUUUGGAGUCAAGCCUUUCCUCGGGACUUGAUUCGUGCGCUGCUGCCCCAAACACCUCAGAACACAUUCUGAUGGCUAUUGCUGAAGCAGGCGAAGUCCCUAACGGAGCAAUCACAGGACCUCUAAGCGCCGAAGAGACAUCUUUGUUAUGUUUCGAUGUCAUUAAAAAGAUGAAGCAGCGGAUUCAGCUAUUAGAAGAAGCAAAUGAAGAGGUUAACCGAAUUUCAACGCCGCAAGUGGGUGUCAGGGUGCAGAUCUUCCAUCGCCUUGAAAACGAAGACACGGGCGAACAUAUAUACCUCUUGGAACCAGAGUGGAUGGUACAUCAGAACGACAUUCGUCUCGGUGCACGAUUUCAAUUAAUGGACCCCGAAGGAUAUAUCGAGAAAGAGAAAGACAUCUCAUUUGUGGUCUACAAGUGUUACUCAGAAGAACAUCAGAUAGAUGCAGUAGAAGAAGCAAGGAAGUCAUCUGGGCCACUACCAAACCCGACACCGGCCUACCAGGACAUACUGCUUACUUCGGAGGAAAUGGUGGAAGCUAUGAAGGCUUUUUUCGCGCUGCAUCCGGCGUCACGUCAAGAAUUUCCUAAAGUCAACACCCAUGACAGAUUAUCAGCGCCCUUCGUAUGGUGGUAUCACCAUCGCAGGUCAAGUAGGAUUGAAAGCCUGCCGCGCUGCCAAGCCGAAUUGGUAAAUACGUUGGUGGAUCACAUCGAAGAGGCUUACGCAACGUUGUACGACAACAUCGACGAGCAACUCAGCAGAGGCUAUGUGUCCAACAUCUCCAUGGAAUACCUUUUUCGGCCUGGGCAAGUCUUGAUCUCAUUCACGGAUGGGGUCCCUCAAGGUUACAUUGCAUUGUCUAGUCCUUAUCCCCAAGGAGAUGAAUCUGAUGACAACUCCACUCUUCCAACGUCAAAAGGUCGAAAAGAUCCCGCGGAAAAGUGCUUGUCGCAAUGGACCAUAUCAUCGCAUUCAAUAUCCUAUCGUGGAGAUUUUGUUCGAGUGGUACAUGAGCUCAAGAUUAAGUUCGAGACGGAGAUUGAGAACGGAGAGAUUGAUAUUUCGAGCUUACCUGUCAUGCCGCUUGAGUAUACCUCACAGGCAUUGCAGGAGAGGCUAAUGCGUCGUGGCAAAACAUUCUGGAAAUGUCGCGAGAAAAGACUCAUUUCCUAUCAAGGCACAGGGCAAAUUGCUAGUGGGGAAAGGUUUAUGAUUGACUUCGAGACGUAUAAAAGCUUGCAUCCAAAUAAUCAGUACAUGAAUAAGAAAAAGCUCAUACCAGAGCCAGGCCUGCCUACAGAUGGUAGUGAACCGCACGUUCCUGAGAUCUAUCUCUUUCCAAAUCUUGUCCCUGGCUUUGAUUUGAGACGCAAGAAAUGGGUUGAUGUUGAGGUCGACCAGAUUCGGGACGUGGCCUGGAACGAUCAAGCCUUCAACAGUCUGGUGGCUGAUGAAGACAUGAAGAUGCUCAUUCUUGCACUUGUAACCAACCAAAUCGAUGCCAAGCGAGGUACAGACGUUAUCGAUAACAAAGGAAACGGCCUCAUUAUGCUGCUUCAUGGCUCUCCAGGCACCGGGAAAACAUUUACAGCCGAAUCUGUCGCCGAAGUAGCUAAGAAGCCUUUGUACUCGGUAACCUGCGGCGACAUAGGCACGAAUCCUGCCGACGUGGAGAAAUAUCUCGAGUCCGUCUUCCACCUCGGCAAGAUUUGGGACUGCGUCGUGCUCCUCGAUGAAGCCGAAGUCUUCCUCGAGCAACGUACUCUACAAGACCUCCAACGAAACGCACUUGUCUCCGUGUUUUUGCGCGCUCUAGAGUACUACGAUGGGAUCUUGAUUCUUACGACAAACCGUGUGGGUACCUUCGACGAGGCGUUCAAGUCUCGAAUUCAGCUGGCGCUCCGGUACCAAAGGUUGGAGGCCUACCAACGCAAGCAAAUCUGGAAGAACUUCUUCGAGCGGCUCAAGAGCAUUGGAGAGGAGGACAGCAUUGACUUUGACGAUGUUUCGCUGCACAUAGACGAGCUGACCAAGCACCCCAUGAACGGACGACAGAUCCGGAAUACGAUCACCACCGCGCGGCAGCUCGCUAAGUUUAUGGGGAAGAAGAUGGUAUUUUCGCAUCUGCAACGAACCAUUGCAAUCACGAACAAGUUUGACGAGUACUUGGCUGACGUUCGGGAAGCUGAUGUGGAGGAACAUGGUGGAAGAGGCUUGGAUGGCAGGUACUCUGACGAGUAUUUUGCUCGAUCUGAUCAGAUACGAUAG